This is a messenger RNA of Epinephelus lanceolatus (giant grouper), 1682 nucleotides long. It is a transcript of the gene pex12, whose product is annotated as peroxisomal biogenesis factor 12. Gene Ontology annotation, molecular function: ubiquitin-protein transferase activity; zinc ion binding; protein binding. Gene Ontology annotation, biological process: protein monoubiquitination; protein import into peroxisome matrix. Gene Ontology annotation, cellular component: peroxisomal membrane; peroxisomal importomer complex. The record is from RefSeq and is a predicted model, not a curated record. NCBI's taxonomy places the organism in Eukaryota, Metazoa, Chordata, Actinopteri, Perciformes, Serranidae.
AGCUCUCAGCAUGGCGGCAGGUUAAGUCCAGAUGAACACAUGAACACAUGAUGAGUCUGUGUUUGUGAUGAUGUUUUAAUGUUCACAGAAACACGCGGUGGUUUUAAAUGACCGUGUGAAGUGACGGAGCCGGAAGAGACGUCACGAAGCAGCAGCUAGCAUCAGUGCUAGCAGCUAGCAGAGGAAGCAGCCAUGGCCGAGGCCGGAGCCCACCUGACCUCCUCCGCUGCCAACGAGCAGCCGUCCAUCUUUGAGGUCCUGGCUCAGGAGUCUCUGAUGGAGGCGGUCCGACCGGCGUUGAGACACGCUGUCAAGGUUCUGGCAGAGUCCAGCCCGUCCCGCUUCGGCUUCCUGUGGCGACACUUUGAUGAGCUCUACCUGGUGCUGGACCUUCUCCUCCAAAACCACUUCCUGUCUCACUGCAGCGCCUCCUUCUCUGAGAACUUUUACGGCCUGAAGAGAGUUUCAGGAAGGCGAGUACUUCCCGAUCGCCUGGGGUUGGACAGGAAGUCACAGUGGCGCUCUCUUCUUCUUCUGUGCCUGGCGCCGUACCUGCGGGCCAAGCUGGAGGCGACGCUGGCGCGGCAGAGGGACGAAGAGGACUUCUCCAUCCGGCUGGCGCAGAGCCGGGGCCAGAGGCUGUACCGGGCAGCCGUGGCUGCAUACCCGUACGUCAGUUCCGCCUGGCAGGUCUGGGUCUUCUGCCAGCAGCUUCUCUUUAUCUUUGGAGUCGCCAGGACCCAUAAUCCUCUGCUGUGGCUGGCCAGGGUCAAACUGGCACGACUUAACAUUCAAGAUAUCAGAGACAUGGAGCUGAAGACCAGGACACUCGGACGCCCGGUGGAGGGGAGCCUGGUGCAGAGAGCGUGGUGGCUGAUGUCACAAGCAGCGCGUGGCGUGGCCGUGUCCCUCUCCACCUCCCUGUCACUGGGUGUCUUCUUCCUCCAGUUCCUGGAGUGGUGGUACUCCUCAGACAACCAGAGCACCGUGAAGGCCCUCACCUCCCUGCCGGCUCCUCCGCCCCCCCUCCACCUGCGGCAGGAGCAGGACUCUUCAUCCAGCUCGGCCAAUCACAACAAAGAAACUCAGCUCGACUCCGACAGCAGGAACUGUCCGCUGUGCCAGAAGCUUCACACAAACGCCACGGUACUGUCCACCUCCGGCUUUGUCUUCUGUUACCGCUGCAUCUACAUGUACGUCAAAGCCAACCGCCGCUGCCCCGUCACUGGGUACCCCUCCGAGCCGCAACACCUCAUCAAGAUCUACUCACCUGAGAGCUAGAGCACGCCACCGAGCCACAUGUUCAGACUUCCUGUUCGGCUACAGACUCUAUUAGGAAGAAAGAAGGACCUGCGGUGAUUCCUGCUGAUUUCAGAUGUGAUGCUGGAAUUCUCUCUGAGCUCACAUCACAUUUAAUAUUGAAAAGUUAAUUCUGAAAUUGUUUCCUUGGAGGUACCGAACUGCACAAACUGUACAGUCGUCUGUUUGCAGCGAGGUAGAGGCAACAAACUGAGCAGCUGAGGCGGCCGGCAGCAGGCUGCUGAUUGGAUAGUUGGAGUUUGGUCCCUCUGAAUGUGAUGAACUGAUGCACAUGAUUUUUUAUAGUCUGAUUCCAGUGUCUGACUGAGGACAUUUAACUUUGACUACUUUGAUUAAAAAAUAAAUAAAUUGUGGUUUCAGUA